AUGUCAACAACUCCUUUCUCCUUGCUGGGAAAUAACAAAACAAACAAACAACCAUCCUCGAGCCAACUGGUCAACUUGAAUUCGAAAACUCCUGUCAAGAUCCAUUGGAAAACACCAAAGCAAACAAUUGCCGGUCAAUCGUUUUGCCAACAUCAACCAACGAAGACUAUUUCCAUUUCAUUCGAGGAUCCUUUGUUUCAAUUCACAAAAAAAAAUUCGGUUACGACGGAUUCUAAAUCGAGAAAAUUAGACCCUUGA
Molecule: messenger RNA, 258 nt
Organism: Schizosaccharomyces octosporus yFS286
Lineage: Eukaryota; Fungi; Ascomycota; Schizosaccharomycetes; Schizosaccharomycetales; Schizosaccharomycetaceae
Exons: 2
Coding region: 1-258 (85 amino acids)
Source: RefSeq, a predicted model, not a curated record